Messenger RNA from Rhodamnia argentea, 585 nucleotides. Its product is annotated as cell number regulator 1-like. Lineage: Eukaryota; Viridiplantae; Streptophyta; Magnoliopsida; Myrtales; Myrtaceae. The record is from RefSeq and is a predicted model, not a curated record. The transcript has 3 exons. Bases 5 to 529 code for a protein of 174 amino acids.
GGAGAUGUAUCCUUCAACUUAUGAUGGUGGUGUUAAGUAUGAAACCAGUGGGUUUCCGGGUCCAAUGAACGUCUCCCCUUGCCCACCUCCAUUCUCCGCUGCUGCUGCUCGUGGCACGACGGCACGGUGGUCGACGGGACUUUGCCACUGCUGCGACGACCCUGCUAAUUGUCUGAUCACUGGCUUCUGCCCUUGCGUGACGUUUGGACAAAUUGCCGAGAUCGUGAGCAGGGGUGCCGUUUCUUGUGCAGCGAGCGGGUUCGUGUACGCAGUGUUGGCUCUGACGGGCUUGCCAUGCAUGUAUUCGUGCUUUUACCGGUCAAGAAUGAGAGGGCAGUAUGACUUGGAGGAGGCGCCCAUCGCCGAUUGCCUGGUUCACUUCUGCUGCGAGCCUUGCUCGCUUUGCCAGGAGUACCGAGAGCUCAAGAACCGCGGCUUCGACAUGGGCAUUGGUUGGGAAGCAAACAUGGACCGGCAACAGAGGGGGAUGGCAAAUGCUCCCACUGUAAUAUCAGGCAUGAAUCGGUGAAGCUGAGAACUGAGGACAAUCUGCACAGGGAAGACUACGGCGUUUUGCCACUUCUU